Gambusia affinis (western mosquitofish) is the source of this 5144-nucleotide messenger RNA. Its product is annotated as mothers against decapentaplegic homolog 4-like. The record is from RefSeq and is a predicted model, not a curated record. Gene Ontology annotation, molecular function: I-SMAD binding; RNA polymerase II cis-regulatory region sequence-specific DNA binding; DNA-binding transcription factor activity, RNA polymerase II-specific. Lineage: Eukaryota; Metazoa; Chordata; Actinopteri; Cyprinodontiformes; Poeciliidae. Gene Ontology annotation, biological process: BMP signaling pathway; cell differentiation; anatomical structure morphogenesis. Gene Ontology annotation, cellular component: heteromeric SMAD protein complex.
GCUUGACGCAUGCGCAACGCGCCAUUGAAGGAAAUGAUACGAGAAUUGAAGUGGGAGUUAACAAAAAAAAUUCUGAGAUUUUAUCCUGCCUUUUCUUUGCUUCAAGGGAUGUUGAGAUAAAAUUUCCUCCAAAUGAAAUUUCCCCUCCUGUUUUUGUAAGGUAUUGGAGGAAGUUAGGGAGAUAACCCAGAGUGUGCACAAGAUUGGCGCAGUUUCACCGCUGGGAGGGCAACUUGGGACAGAGGCAGUUUUCACCUGCUAGCCACCGCUCCAGGAGAUUCAGAAGACGAUGUGAAGCUCUCGACGCGCGGCCCAGUUGUUUUUCUCAGGAAGUGCGGCAGAACCUCCAGCUAAGAUGUCCCUCGCCAGCACACCCACCAGCAACGAUGCGUGCCUGAGCAUCGUGCACAGCCUGAUGUGUCACCGGCAGGGCGGCGAGAGCGAGACGUUCGCCAAACGGGCCAUCGAGAGCCUGGUGAAGAAGCUGAAGGAGAAGAAAGACGAGCUGGACUCCCUCAUCACCGCCAUCACUACAAACGGCGCCCACCCGAGCAAGUGUGUGACCAUCCAGAGGACUCUGGAUGGACGACUGCAGGUUGCGGGGCGUAAAGGGUUCCCUCAUGUAAUCUACGCUCGGCUGUGGCGAUGGCCGGACCUCCACAAGAACGAGUUGAAGCAUGUGAAAUACUGCCAGUUUGCCUUUGAUCUGAAGUGUGACAGCGUGUGUGUCAAUCCCUAUCACUAUGAACGAGUGGUGUCUCCUGGCAUAGACCUCUCAGGCCUCACGCUAACCAGCUCCGGACCCAGCUCCUCGCUGAUCGUGAAAGACGAGUACGACUUUGAUGGGCCUCCGACUCUCCCCGCGGUCGAUGGCGGACACUCUCUCCAGACCAUCCAGCACCCCCCGUCCGGCAGCCGCCCACCUCAGGCGGAGCCGUAUCCGACCCCGGUCCUGCUUCCGCCCGCCGAGGCGUCCACGGCGGUCUCCGCGCAGGCCUUCCCUGUCAUCCCUGCAGGAUCAGGCAGUAAGGCGGCUGCAAACCAUUCCCCUGGUCUGCUUGGAAAUGUAGAUUUUUCUUACCUUUCCAUUUGUAUUCCCCCCCCCCAAGGUGCCAGCUCCAACUGGUCCAGGAACAGUGGCUUCCCCCCCAGCAUACCUCACCACACCAACGGUCAUCUGCAGCACCACCCUCCAAUGCCACAUCCAACACACUACUGGCCAGUACACAAUGAGCUCGCCUUUCAGCCGCCGAUAUCCAAUCAUCCAGCGCCUGACUACUGGUGCUCCAUUGCUUACUUCGAGAUGGACGUCCAGGUUGGAGAGACAUUUAAGGUGCCGUCUUCUUGCCCCGUUGUGACAGUGGACGGCUACGUGGACCCUUCAGGAGGGGACCGGUUCUGUUUGGGCCAGCUCAGUAACGUCCAUCGUACUGAGGCUAUUGAGAGAGCAAGGCUUCACAUCGGUAAAGGAGUCCAGCUGGAGUGUAAAGGAGAGGGAGACGUGUGGGUGCGAUGCCUCAGUGACCACGCAGUAUUUGUUCAGAGUUACUACCUGGACCGGGAGGCGGGCCGAGCCCCAGGAGACGCCGUCCACAAGAUCUACCCCAGUGCGUACAUCAAGGUGUUCGACCUCCGUCAGUGCCACAGACAGAUGCAGCAGCAGGCCGCCACGGCUCAGGCGGCGGCGGCUGCUCAAGCGGCUGCCGUGGCGGGGAACAUACCCGGUCCUGGAUCAGUCGGAGGAAUCGCUCCAGCUAUCAGUCUCUCUGCCGCCGCCGGCAUCGGGGUCGAUGACCUCCGACGGCUCUGCAUUCUCAGGAUGAGUUUUGUUAAAGGCUGGGGGCCCGACUACCCCCGGCAGAGCAUCAAGGAGACCCCUUGCUGGAUCGAAAUCCACCUGCACCGGGCCCUGCAGCUCCUGGACGAGGUCCUUCACACCAUGCCCAUCGCUGACCCCCAGCCUCUGGACUGAGACCCUCCAGCAGGUCCUCACCUGAACACACACGGCCAGCGACUAGUCUUCCUCAGUGAACUCCAGACUGUAGAAAAACAAAAAUAGAUAAAAGUUUUCAGGUGUGUUCGAGGCGUCGCGUUGCACUAAGGCUCCAGCUGUUGCUCACGGCAACAGGAGCCAAAGCCAUCUAUUAAAACGAUGUGCUCACGUUUAAUGCAUGGCUUUAACUGUAGGACUUUGUAGAAACUAUACAUCAACACGCACAUAAAGGACACCAGCUACUGACGAUCUCCGACCUCACUGAAGCGUCGAGGAGCUGCGUGGGUUUCACCGAGGACGGUUUCAGACCCGCAGCUGCAGACGCAAAGGUCACGGCGAUCACUUCCUGGCAGCCAGAAGCGGCCGGGACAGGAUGUGGGAGAUCGGCACAACAAUCAAAGACAGCCGCCGUUAUCUGAUGCAUAGUUUCAGCCGCUAGAGCCGAGACGCGUCUGAACAUGUCCAGGUCAGCUGUUGUCAAAGGUUUUUUGGUUUUUUUGAAGAUAAACUUCGGCUCUGUGCUGGGAAGACAAGUCUCUGUUUCCAUCGUUUCUGUUAAACAAGAUAAGUGACAAAGAGCUGAACUCCUGCUGUGUGUGCGCAAAAUCAGUAGCUUGCAAAAGUAUUCACAUUUUUAUUUCGUCUGGGUAUUUUGUGUCUUAGAGGAACGCAAUGUUUCCCGCAUUGUUUUUUUUUAUUCACAGGAAAAGUUAAACAUUCGUAAUGCCUGCGUUUUAUGACCCCAGAUGAAAUACUUUGACCAGGCCAUUUUAAAACAGGAAAAACGCUUUGAUUCCCUUCAGCUUUGCGGUCACUGCUAAAGAUGAGCAUUCCCACAGCAUGAUGAUGCCACCGCCAUGCCUCACAGUGGGGAUGGAGGUUUUCCACCUCAUGGCCUUUAGGCUGCUGACUCAGUUUGGUUUCAGUUUCAUCUGAACAAACCAGCUUCUUUCACAAACUGGCCUGUUGCAAACUGUGUAAGGCCUUUUCUUAAUAAUGCCACUCUUCCUUGAAGACCAGAUUUGUGAAGAGACAAAUUACUUGUCUGAACUGUGGAUCUCUGCAGAUCAUCCAAAGAGUUUCUCUGAUUAUUGCUCUCCUUGCAGGGUUUUUUUCCUCUUUAAGUCGUCUGCCUUGUCUGGGUUUCCAGGUGUCAUCUUUCCAUUUUUUAGAAAAUGGAUUGAGCUCAGUUGGAUGGGAAAUUCUUCGGUUGUUUUGUAACCUAAUCCUGCUUACAGCUUCAUCUCUGAGCUGUUUACUGUGUUGCUGGGUCGACUUCUGAAUGGAUUUUCUUAAAGCGCGUCGGUGUAAAAGGGGCUGAACACAAAUCCUUUAAGUCUUCGGAUUUUUGUUACUUAUUUCCACAGUCAUUAUGCACUACAUUACACGUGAUCACAAUUAAUUUUCUUGAAGUUUGCGGCUGCAGCAGGAAAAAAUGUGGUGUAAAUACUUUUGCAAGGCUGCAAUUUUCCAGCAGGCAGCCUGUGUCACUCCUGAGUCAAAUUCCCUCAAAAGAACUCCUGACCGCAUGUAAACCCAGUACUUCUCACCCUGCCCAACUCUUAGUCAUGGAUACUAAUUUAAAAAAAAACAAACAAAAGCUUCUGUUUUAUGCCACCGCAGAGAAUGAGUUAUUUACCUUCUCAACGGGAGAGAAACUCUUCUGUUCAAUGUGGGAGGGAUGCAAUCAAGCAGAGAAGAGACUGAUGUUGAUCUCUCAGUACAAAGAUUGAGGUUUAUCUGUGUUUUUGGUGACCUGAAGUGACUAUUUCUAAAGAUAAAAAAAAUAAAAUAAAAAAAACAGUCAUUUGUAAACAUUAAACAGAGGAGAGUCCAGGAAGCCCUGAUUCUAAUCUGCUUCCUGUCAUAUCUGACAAAAGUGCGCUGCACUCCUCCUUCAUUCUUUAUCCAGGUUUACUGUGUGAAGUUUGACAGAAAAACAAUAAGAGGAUUUAUAGCCUGUGCUCAGCCUGUGUUACAUAUUUAGUUGUUUUUAAAAAUUUUUCCUGCUUUCUCUGAUUUAUUUGUUCUUUUGUAGCACUUUACCUUUGGAGCGAAUAGAUCAGUUCAGAGCAAGUUAAAGAUUACAACCAGGACAUUGGAUUCAGAUCGUACAAUAUCUAAUACUAAGCCACCUUUUUUUUAACAAAAACCCUUCACCUUAAGAAUUCAUACUUUUUCAUUUGUUUCUCUUGUCCUCAUAAAUCCAUGUAAACAUCUUUGGUUUUCAAAUGAAUUAAGUUAUCGAAGUUAUUAGAGCCUGCUGUAGCUCAGUGAUGUUGCGCUCAGCAGGAGAGGCACAUAAAGUCCCAUCCAGACCAUGUUUGGCUUCUCCGUACUUUAAAUUAAACAUUAAAGCAGACACACCUUUAAUCUGUGCUGUUUAACAUCCAAAUGUUUUUUGGUCUAGUAGUUUAAAAGACCAGCAAGAUGUUGCUUCUUUUCGAAGGAAGAUACAUUAUUUAAUUUAAACACCUUUUGGCUGAUUUUAGACUUUUUUUGUCUUAAGUUAAUUGUCAAAAUAUCAGUUUAUUUUCAUUUAUCAAGGGCCAAAAGUGCUGCAAUUCAAUGCAUCAGGUGUAAUCAUUUGAUCAUUUAGAUCAUGUUUAAAAAUCUGCACAAAAAUAUUAUUUAGUAAAUGCAUAAUUAAAUGUGGAAAUAAUUCAUUUAAAUAUGCAUUUAUAGUCUCGCACAAUAUAUAAUUUAAGCAUACAAUAAAUUAGUUUUAAAUGAUUCCCAUAAUUGAUUACAAUUUGCUCAAAUUCAAUAUUUUAUGUAAACGAUCAGUGGCACUUUUGGUCCCGAGUGUUUUCCGGCGUUCUCCUGACCAGCAGCGUUUUGGUGGCAGCGAUUUCAGUCGUGUUGUCCAGAAAGCCCGUCACUGUCCAGUCCUGAGUGUUUAUCCGGUGGAACUGCAGGAAGCGGCGGCGUGUUUUCUGCUGAAAAUUCCUGCUGAAUCGAAUCCAAAAGUGUGCUUUUAGAAAGUGGGAAAUAUAUAUAUAUAUAUAUAUAUAUUUUUUUUUUUACAUGAUUUGCAGUUACUGUAGCAGCCAAAAGACAGCUUGGGGGAAGUAAAUGUUGACUACUAUUUCAGAUCUAAUUGUACCUGUUUUUCUCAUGCGAGAGAUUAAAUAUGGACUGCUUUUCUCCA